AUGUAUCAGUUUCUGGAUGCUGCUGAUGAGUUGUUCUUUUAUUUUGUUAGGUUCUCUGCUCCGAAUAACUUUCAGUUCCAACUUCAGCACAGAAAUUGUGAAGCUGAUCCAUUUAACCUUGUUUUUACUGCAAAUGCCUCCUCUUAUUGUGUUUCUUUGUUUGAUUUUCAGUACAAGCCUGAAGAAAUUAAUGGCAUUAUGACUGACUUCAAUGAACCUGGACAUCUUGCACCAACUGGUUUAUAUCUUGGCAACACUAAAUAUAUGGUUAUUCAAGGUGAACCUGGGGCAGUUAUUCGUGGGAAGAAGGGAUCUGGAGGCAUUACCAUAAAGAAAACAAACCUGGCUUUGAUCAUAGGCAUUUAUGAUGAGCCAAUGGCUCCUGGACAGUGCAAUAUGGUCGUUGAGAGGCUCGGCGACUAUCUCAUCGAACAAAAUUUUUAAAUUUGCGUUGCAUCUCAUCUUUUCACAGUUGUAUCUCUUGAGAUUUUAUUUCUUCCACAUGUGCUUGCUGCAUCUACACCAAUGAAUAAUGGACCCCAAAUCAUUUUGGUUUUAUGGGGAACUUGUGCUUAAUCAUGUUCCCCCAUUUAAGAGUCAAAAUAACUGGUUUUCUCGCUACCUUUGUUUAUAUUUGAUGGCUUCUGCAACUUGUUGAA
Molecule: messenger RNA, 659 nt
Organism: Phalaenopsis equestris
Lineage: Eukaryota; Viridiplantae; Streptophyta; Magnoliopsida; Asparagales; Orchidaceae
Product: profilin-2-like
Exons: 3
Coding region: 1-444 (147 amino acids)
Cellular component (GO): cell cortex
Molecular function (GO): actin monomer binding
Source: RefSeq, a predicted model, not a curated record